AUGAAACUGAAGUUUCUUUGCUCCCUGUUAAAAAUAAUUGCCCUCGAAAAUAAGUUCCAUAUCACCAAAGACAUAAUAACUGUAUCUAUCAAGUGCAGCGGAAGGGGGCAUACUUUAUCCAACCAAAGCGCCUGCUUGACGCAGCGAACUGGGUACGAUAAUUUGUAUUUCUGGGAAUCCUUAAACCCUCUGUUCGGAAAAAAAAAUGACCAGUCGCUUUUACAAUUGUGCAUACGAAAUCGAAGACUAAGAAGUGAUGACGAAGAAGAGGAGGAUGAAAAGGGGGAGGAGGAAAGUGGACAGGGGAACGACGACGAAGAUAAUGAUUCCUCCACGGAUUCAAAUUCUUCCGGAUCGAACGACCAGAAUGAUAAUUGGCAAGACAAAAAGGGAUCUAAUAAAAAAAAAAAUUCAAGAAAUCAUUUUUUACGAAAUUUAAAUGUGCACAACCACAAUGGUAAUAACAACGGAUCGAACCAAAACCCAGAAGACGGUGGUGAGGGGCACAAGCACCACAGGGCGAAGAACCAUAAGCAUAAUAAAAAAAACGCGCAAGGCGGAAUGUCUAACGGUGCGAGCAGCGCCAAUGUGAAUAGCAGUGUGAAUGGGGUAAAUAACGUGAAUACGUUAAAUAACAUGAAUGGGGUAAAUAACGUGAAUACGUUAAAUAACAUGAAUGGGGCAAAUAAUGUGAACGCGGUAAAUAACGUGAAUGGGGUAAAUAAUAUGAACGGGGUAAAUAAUGUGAACGGGGUAAAUAAUAUGAACGGGGUAAAUAAUAUGAACGGGGUAAAUAAUGUGAACGGGGUAAAUAAUGUGAACGGGGUAAAUAAUGUGAAUGGAGGGAACAACACGAAUGCGAUAAAUACCGUGAAUGGGGUAAAUACUAUGAAUGGGGUAAAUAACGUGAAUGGAGUAAAUAACGUGAAUACGUUAAAUAACAUGAAUGGAGGAAACAACAUGAAUGGAGGAAACAACAUGAAUGGAGAAAACAACACGAAUGGAGGAAACAACAUGAUAGGGGGAAAUAACAUGAACGGGGUUAAUAACCCUAAUGGAAACAUCCCCAAUGGAAGCAGCAACUUGAGUACAACCGCAGCUGCCGCCCUUGGAGCUGCCUCCGUAGCUGCGGCUAAUGUCAAUAGCACAAAUGUACCCAAUACAAACACAAACGGGUCUCAAAAAAUCACAUCGGACAUGGCCAUGUCUAUCCCCCCUGAAGAUGCAAACACUGUACAGGUUUUUUCAAAAUUAAUGGAAAAUAACGAUAAAUUUAAUACGAGCGAAAUUAUAUGCAGUUCGAUCAACUGCACUCCCCUAACGAAUGACGCCAACGGGAAGGUACCCCUAACCGAUUGCACAAAUGUAACGUAUUGCGGCGGGUGUUCCAUUUUGGCAACGUCAAGAGACCAGUGCAGCAACAUGAAAAGUUUUAACCCAGAUAAUAUCCUCGUAUCAUCGGGUUCUGUUGACUCUGCAAAUCUGAAUAGCCAAAAUAGCUUGGUAGGUGUGCCCUUGCAGUGGGACAAGGUGUUGUUGGACUUUUCCAAGUGCCUCCCUGACGUGAAUAAAUUCCUGCAGGCAUCCAAGGGACUUCCCAAUGCAGAUAAAAGUGAGGCAUACAAGCACCUGUAUAGGCUAGCCAAUUUGCACAUAUACGGAACGAAGCUCACAGAGGAUAACAGCGUGAACGGAUUGAACGUAUCCGUUAGGAUGAACAACGUCAACUCUGAUUCGUUAAAACCAAAUGAGCAAUUUCCGAAUGGAAAUAAUUCCCUUCCCACGUGCCCUUUGAAUGUUGCUAAUUUUAAAACACUUAGCAUUCAUCAGGCGCAGUCCUUCGCCUUUUACCAGCGCCUAUUUAUCCCAGAAAGCAGUAACCUUCUGGACAGCAGAAACUUGAGUGUCGACAUAACCAACGACCAGGGGAACCACGUGGGAAACUACUUUUUCUAUGCCAAAAUUGAAUGCCCGCGGACGGACCCAACUAUAGAAAACUGGCUAAAGCUUCAAGGGACGCAACAAACGAAUGUGUUACAAAGCCUCCAAAACAGCAACGGCGCACAGGUCAACCCCCCUGCAAAUGCGCAACAGCCCAAGAGUGGUAAUUCGCAAGACGAUUCCAAGCAGAAGGGGAGUUCGCAGAAGGGUGGUUCGCACAAGGGGGCCCCGAGCGCGCUUCUCCUUUUCCUACCAAUAAUUAUGUACUUCCUUUUUGUUAAUUAG
Plasmodium knowlesi strain H is the source of this 2226-nucleotide messenger RNA. Its product is annotated as conserved Plasmodium protein, unknown function. The coding region runs from base 1 to 2226 and encodes 741 amino acids. The transcript is spliced from 5 exons. The record is from RefSeq and is a predicted model, not a curated record. Lineage: Eukaryota; Apicomplexa; Aconoidasida; Haemosporida; Plasmodiidae.